Messenger RNA from Antechinus flavipes (yellow-footed antechinus), 941 nucleotides. RefSeq names its product cyclin dependent kinase 2 interacting protein (gene CINP). NCBI's taxonomy places the organism in Eukaryota, Metazoa, Chordata, Mammalia, Dasyuromorphia, Dasyuridae. The coding region runs from base 85 to 717 and encodes 210 amino acids. The record is from RefSeq and is a predicted model, not a curated record. The transcript has 5 exons.
CUUCCGGUUGACUCCGGAACUUCCUUCGAACUUCCUCCGAACUUCCUCCGGUCCACGCUGAGAUGCAUCUUAGGCACUGAAGUCAUGGAUGUGAAAAACUCUGGCAUUAUUACUCCUAAAAGAACUAUCUUAUCCGUCAGCGCAAGAAAAAUUAAAGACAAUGCUGCAGAUUGGCACAAUUUAUUAUUGAAAUGGGAGACUUUCAACAAUGUAGGGUUUUCUAUUGCAAACAAAAUAGGAAACAUCAAAAUCAGUGCACUUACUGAAGGCAAGGUAGAACUAGAAUGCAACAGCAUUGCUUCUGGCAUUUGUUCUCAAAAGGCACAUCCAAAAUAUAAUGAAGAACUUGAGAUGCUAUGCAAGGAACUUCAUGAUACCUUGGCAAACUUGGCUAAGGUACAGAUGAAAAUGGAAAAAUUAACAUCAACUACUAAAGGAAUUUGUAACCUAGAAAAUUACCAUCAUGGAAAUGGAAAUCAAACACCCCUUUUCCAUACAUGGCCCACAACCUAUUUCUAUGAAGUUUCCCAUAAGCUUUCAGAAAUGUACAAGAGAGAAAUACUACUCAAACGCAUCAUUGUUGAAGAGCUCGCCCAUGCUACGAACCAGGAUCUCAUUUUAAGCUACUUGUCUAUGUGGCUGUAUCAGCCCUAUAUUGAAAACAGCAGACUUGAUGUGGAAAGCAUGCUACUUGAAACGGGACAUCGAGCAUUAUAAUUUUUCUAAAACCAAUGACCUUAAAUUUAAAAAAUGGUUUUCUGUAAUAUUACAGAACACCAUUAAGAAAUGAGCAUUAUUUUAGCAGUACUAGUUUUACCUCACAUUAAAUUGGCAAAAAUGGAAGGAAAAAAAAAAUCACAGACCAGCAGUGCUCAAUAAACUCUAAUAAUAAACUAGACAUCACAGACCAGAAUGCUCAAUAAACUAUAAAAAACUCUUAA